AUGGCACCGGUUCUGACACCGCUACUCCGACGAGCGUUUGCCGUCGUCGGCGCCUCUCCGCUGCCAACAUCGGCGGUCGUGGACGGCGCGGCUGAUGGUCCUCUGGCGGACGCCACACGCAUGCACAUCACCCGGGACACGCCCAGCAACAAUAAGCAGGACCCGUCAACGGGCGUGCUAGACCCGCACGACAUUUCCAACGUGGGCUUCUUUGUGCUCUUUGCGCUGCUCGGGCUGUCAUUCGUUGGGGGAAUCAUUUGGUUCUUCUUUUGGGCGCGGAAUGGCGGCUUCUACUUUAAACAGACGGAUUGGGAAGACUACAAGACGGCGGUGCUGCGCCGGCGCGGUCCCAACGGUACGCUACUUUCGGGUGCAACCGAGUCGACGAACCUGGGAGGCGGUAGCGUGUACAAAGACGUGGCGGACGAUGGCAAGACGACAAUUACAGACAGCACAGGGUUGAGCGGCAUUACGGCGGGCGCGAGCGACAUUGCAGCGCGGGAGAAGAGAGAGGAAAAGCGCGCUCAGAGGCGUCAGGAACGCGAGAAGCGCAAAAAAGGCAAGAAGCGCAGUGAUGUCAGCGGCGGCGGCGGCGAGUACGACGAGAAGCAGAACAGACGACGCGUUGAGGACGGCGAGGUGCAGGAUGAGGAGGCGGAGAUGAAGGCACGCAAUGAGCUGCGCAGCUACCGGCACGAAAAGGCGGCACGGGUUGGCGGCCUGAACAAGCAGUCGGAAGGCUCGUCGUGGGACGGCUCGAACGCGACGAUGAGCCACACUGGCACGGAGUCGGAGCUCCUCCCCAACAAGCAGAGCACGCCGACAAGCACACCGACCAAGGACAAGAAGCGUGGGGGUGGCAUACGCAAGGUGUACUCGACGGCGGAUCGCAACGCGGAGCGCGAGGCGGAGAAGAAGCGUGUCGAAGCGAGGAGGCUACGGGACGAGGGGCGCACGCACCGCCGAGACUUUUCGUUUCAGCGCGCCAAGGCAACGGAUAGCUUGCUGUCAGGCAGCGGCACAGGAAGCAGGAGCGAGAUGACAAGUGGUGGGGAUAGCAGCGAGCUGGGCACCAAGAGCUAUCAUCACCCGCGACCGGAGAUUUCGAGGGCGCAGAGGGAGAGGGAGAGGGAGGAGAGGAGGGCGAAAAGGGGGGGUUAUAGACGUGGACGAGGGGAUGAUGAGCUUUAG
Molecule: messenger RNA, 1191 nt
Organism: Beauveria bassiana ARSEF 2860
Lineage: Eukaryota; Fungi; Ascomycota; Sordariomycetes; Hypocreales; Cordycipitaceae
Exons: 1
Coding region: 1-1191 (396 amino acids)
Source: RefSeq, a predicted model, not a curated record